CGGACGGACACAAUAAUCCCCUGUGGGCUGGUGUAACCAGGAGGUUCCAACCAGUAUAACUUGUGCUACCUGCGGCAAUGUUGCUGUCCUGGCUUCCAUUGCUGCCACCAACAUCCAGCAGCUCAUCUUCCCUCCCAAGAUCCAUCAAGUCGUGAGUCUGCAGCUGGGCCGACGCCGCUCUUGUGAUUGCACCUGUUGACAACGGACCACCUGGUUGCAAUCUCUGCCUGACAUGAGCCACAUCUGCAAACAUGGACUGGUUCCGGCGAUAGGGAGGCAACAGACUCUAGGGGCAAGUGCUGUUAGCGAGCACCUAUUAAGGGUGGGACGGCACACGAGGGGGUGGGUGGCCAGCACCACGCCCGGCCGCCUUUGUCUCCCCAGUGGCGAUGUUGACACACCGCACUCGUUUGAGGCUGAGUCGACGUAGGGGAGGCUCAGGACCGGUUCAGAAAGUCGUCACUGGCAGUGUUGGCCACGAGCGGGAAUGGAACUCGGCUGGUCGGUGCGGAGCGCAGCGCUCACCACGACACUGCCGCUCCCCUUCUGUCAACAAACUUGAACUCCGACCCCGCCCUCUGACGUCACCGCUCAGCGUGACCUCAUCGGCGUCAAACGCCAGGGGGAGGUGUGCCCUGCUAGUGACGUCAUGUCACCCACCCCCCACCACCGCACUCUUGAGCGUGACGUCAUCUCCGCUCGGCCGGUAACUGGCGACUCAUUAACAUAAUGUAUCGUGAAAGCCGUCGCGAGUUGAGAGCCGCUCAUUGUGGGAGGGGAGUGUCAUCGUACCCCGCAAGUGACGUCAUGUCACCUGCUGCCGCGUGACGUCGCGAGGGACCAGGAAGUUGCCGCUCCGCCCGUGAACUGAAAUCCGAGGUGAGAAAUUCUCAUCGCUGUUGUGGUGGUGGUUGUUGUUGUGGUGGUUGUGGUGGUUGUUGUGGUGGUUGUUGUUUAUUGACGUAGAGCCUCACUCUCUCUCUCUCUCGUUGGGAUGUUAAUUGAGUAGCAGCGAGCAUGGAAGCGAUGUCCAGGUUGGAACUUAUCAACUUGGGGCCUUGCCUCCUGCCCUCGCCUGAUCGCGUUUGCUUCAAUUAUCUCGCUUAAGUUGAAUUUGUCUUGACCCGGCUCGCCACUUUGUAACUUUGUUUUACUUUAAAUAUUAACACAGUUUUUAUUUUUACCAGGCCAAGCCCGCUUGAGCUGCUAUACCGCUCUUGUUUUCAGAAGUGACCUGCCCACAACAACAACAAGGCCAAGCCCGCUUGAGCUGCUAUACCGCUCUUGUUUUCAGAAGUGACCUGCCCACAACAACAACAAGGCCAAGCCCGCUUGAGCUGCUAUACCGCUCUUGUUUUCAGAAGUGACCUGCCCACGACAACAACAAGACGCGUGGCGGUGUUCACUCUCGACGCGUGGUGGUGUUCGCUCUCUGCAUGUGGAGUGGGGACAACCGGGAGAUCCGGAGGGAAAUCCACACGACCACGGGGAGAGAGAGAGAGAGAGACACCUGUCGCUUCCUCUGCAGAAUUGGUCUGAUGGAGCAAAGGCACUCGGCGCGGCUCGGUGCAAAAAGGCAACAAUGCGACCUGCGUGCCAACAGCACAGAUCGUACUGAACAUUUGACACAGCACCAGAGAACUCACACAGCAGAGAAACCCGUCAAGUGCAGUGUGUGUGGGAAAACGCUUGCACAGUCAUCUACUCUUGUAAAACACCAGAGAACACACACGGGAGAGAAACCCUUCAAGUGCAGUGUGUGUGGGAAGGCAUUUUCACAGUUAGCUACUCUUGUAGCACACCAGAGAACACACACGGGAGAGAAACCCUUCAAGUGCAGUGUGUGUGGGAAGGCAUUUUCACAGUCAACUAAUCUUGUAGCACACCAGAGAAUACACACGGGAGAGAAACCUUUCAGGUGCAGUGUGUGUGGGAAGGCGUUUGCACAGUCAUCUACUCUUAACAAACACCAGACAACACACACGGGAGAGAAACCCUUCAAGUGCAGUGUGUGUGGGAAGGCGUUUUCACAUUCAGCUAAUCUUGUACCACACCAGAGAACACACACGGGAGAGAAACCCUUCAGCUGCACUCUGUGCGGGAAGUCGUUUGCACUUUCACCAAAUCUUCAAAGACACCAGAGAACACACAAGCAUCAGAAGAUCCACAAGGAGUGGAGUCUGAAAUCAGCUUGUGAAAGUCAAAGUGCCGCAAUGAGCCCAUCCCUCAUCAAACAAGAACCAGAAGAAAAUCCCAGCUUGGACACUUUUAAAGGUAUCGAGGUGAAAUGUGAAGAAGUGAUGGUGAAGAGUGAAGAAGUGAUUGUGAAGAGUGAAGAAGUGAAGGUAAAAUGUGAAGAUAAAGAUACAACUCCAAAAUCGGACCUUCACAUCGAUGGAGGCAACGUGAAGCAGGAGGAGACUUCUGACUGCGCGGCAGAGCGAGGCAACUCCCAGCAGUUUGUGGAAGUGGAGGUGUGGGUGGACUUCCUCCGAGACAAUACAAAGUCAAAUGGAGACCCGGGAGAUGUGUAAGCUUGAGACGAUGUUGCUCCAAUAGAUGCACCUUUUGUCACAGACCUUUAAUGACAAGAAAUAAGUUGAACACUCAAUUCCUAGGUUCAACUUGCAGGGUAAGAGCGGCCAGUCUUUAUGGACCUGUGGGUUGGGUAGAUCUCUAACCAGGAGCGAGAGCCAAUAAGCUCCCAAGCAUUCACUUUGUUCUAAUAAUUCAUUUACUAGCAGUCGCCGCCCGCUUCGCGGGCGGUGUGUAUAUGCUUGGUUGGUGGGGAGUUGAAAGUGGCUGGACACAAUAGACAUGUUUUGGUGAUUGUUUUAUGUUUUUAGAUUUGAAGCUUUCGUGACUGCAAGGAUUCAUAUUCUUAGGUUUUUUUGGUAAAGUCACGUAGGUAAAACAUUAAAAUUAAUAAAAGUAAAAUAAAAUAAAAAUCACGACGUUUCGGAGGCAACACAAGCUUCCGUCUUCAGGUGGAACCGUCACAGCCACGACAGCUGUAUCAAGUAAAUGAGAGAUUGCAAGAGCUACCACUCCGUAUAUAUAAUGGUUGGAGAGGGGGGAAGGGCCAAGUUCAGCACACUUUUUAUUCAUAUGGUAAGGUGAGGAUUAAGAGGGUGAGCCUUUGUUAUGGAGAGGUACGGUUUGUGACUAAGCCUGGCCUACAUAACAAUAGUGUGAAAAAAGAAACAACUAAACAUGGUAAAACAAGCCUGGCUGUCUAUCAAUAACCUGUAAUAGUUGUCUGUCAAAUAAGACAAACAUAAGAUCCAAGUCCGAUUCAGUACAGUGCAUAAAAUCCGUGAUCUGAUUUCAUCUCUGAAGGAUGUCGUUCCUGACUUACAGUAUCCUGGAGUCUACAAAUUGAGUUGCAUUUGUGGUGAUUGAUACAUUGGAGAAACGAAACGUCAUGUUUCUGAUCGUGUCCGCGAGCACAAGUCCGAUCUGAAACACGGCAGAACUGAUUCUUCGGCCGAUGCCGAUCAUUGCUACAACUCUGUGGGCUCUCAUGAAAUUGUAUUUUCCGAGACCAAGGUUCUCUGCAAACCUGGCUACCAUCAAAGGUUUGUACACGAAGCCAUACAAAUUACAAACUGAGUAAUCAUUGGAAAGAUGUGAUUAACCAUGCAAAAAAGAUUUAACUACACUUAUUUGCCAAUCUUAUUUGACUGACAACCAUCACAGUUUUUACCAUGUUUAGUGGUGUCUCCCUGUUACAGGUUGUGUUACAAACCGCACCUCUCCAUAACAAAGGCUCAGCCUGUGCUACUACUCGGUGGGCUCAACCAUUAUUAUGCAGUCUAUUCUUAGUCUUAAGCCUCACCUUACCAUAUUAAUAAAAGUAUGCGGCCCUUGCCCCACCACCAUCUUCAACCAUUAUAUAAAUGGAGUGGUAGCUCCUACAAUCUCUCAUUUACUUGAUACAGACGUCGUGGCUGUGACGGUACCACCUGAAGACGGAAGCUUGUGUUGCCUCCGAAACGUCGUGAUUUUUAUUUUAUUUUACUUUUUAAUGUUUUUACCUACGUGACUUUACCGAAAAAACCUAAGAAUACAGUUAUGAUUAAACAAAGUAAACAUUAGUCGCUCAUCCCAGCUUAGACAUGAUCAUUGCAAUUAUUUACAAAUCCGUGUCGGGUCCCACGAGAACAGGGCACGUCAACAAACUCUCAAAUUGUAAACUCACAUUGCAUACUCUAACAUUAUAAACUCUAACAAUAUAACCUUUAAACUAUGAGCUAUGCAUUGUAAUGCUUUAAAAUAACACUACAAACUAGUGUUAUAGUAACCUAUAAUGUUGUGAACUCUAACAAUAUAAGCUAUAAGCGAUACAUUUUAACGCUAUAAAAUAACAUCAUAAACUAGUGUUACAGAUUAGAACACCGUACAUUGAAGUGUGAUAUUCGAAUUCGAAUUCUUAGCUUCACACCGUGGUUCUCAAGGGAAUCACACUUGGUUCGUCAAUAUGUAAACAUGUUUGUAUGUAACAUGUAUGCAUGUAACAUGUAUGUAUGUAAUAUGGACGUGCGAACCAAUGGUGGGAUAUGUGAAACGGAAGGUGCAGGAUCAGGAUGGGAUUAAAAUUAUUUGAAUAACACAUUGGCAGUAUUAGGAUCAAGCUGCCCACUAUUGGUUGAAUGUUCCAUCUCAAUGGGCAUCAAAUAGCAAUAUUCAGUAUGAAUAUAUAAAUUAAUCGCACAAACCCAAUAUUAGCCCGUGAAAUAAUGAAUCGUUAAAAUUGUAAUGACUCCGGACUCAGACUGCAGAGGGUUCUUUUAUUUAGCAUUUAACCUCGUUACUCCCGCCUCUCCCAUUCUCGGCGGAAUGAUACUUUAACGCGUUGGUAUUCCUGGAACUGAUAUGGUUUGCAUUGUACUGUAACUGUUUGAACAUAGGCCAUAUUAAACAUUAGGUUUUUAACAAA
Messenger RNA from Lethenteron reissneri (Far Eastern brook lamprey), 4939 nucleotides. Its product is annotated as zinc finger protein 239-like. Gene Ontology annotation, biological process: regulation of gene expression. Lineage: Eukaryota; Metazoa; Chordata; Hyperoartia; Petromyzontiformes; Petromyzontidae. Gene Ontology annotation, cellular component: nucleus. The record is from RefSeq and is a predicted model, not a curated record.